CUGCUGCCGCCGCUGGGGAGCGCCGCCGCCGCCGCGGAGCCGCGCCAGGUGUUCCGGGUGCUGGAGGAGCAGCCGCCCGGCACCUGGGUGGGCACCAUCGCCACCCGGCCCGGCUUCACCUACCGCCUGAGCGAGCACCACGAGCUCUUCGCCAUCAACGCCACCUCGGGCGCGCUGCACACCCGCGCCACCAUCGACCGCGAGAGCCUGGCCAGCGACGUGGUGGACCUGGUGGUGCUCUCCAGCCAGCCCACCUACCCCAGCGAGGUGCGCGUCCUGGUGCUCGACCUCAACGACAACGCGCCCGUCUUCCCCGACCCCUCCAUCGUGGUGACUUUCAAGGAGGACACGGGYAGCGGGCGCCAGCUCAUCCUGGACACCGCCACCGACGCCGACAGCGGCACCAACGGCGUGGACCACGGCUCCUAUCGGAUUGUGGCCGGCAACGAGGAGGGCCGCUUCCGCCUCAACAUCACCCUCAACCCCAGCGGCGAGGGCGCUUUCUUGCACCUGGUUUCCCGCGGAGGGCUGGACCGGGAGGCCACCCCCACCUACCAGCUGUUGGUGCAGGUGGAGGACAAGGGCGAGCCCCGUCGGCGSGGGUACCUUCAGGUCAACGUCACCGUCCAGGACAUCAAUGACAACCCGCCCRUCUUCAGCCAGACGCUUUACCAGGCGCGAGUMCCUGAGGAUGCGCCCGUCGGGGCCAGCGUUCUCCAGGUCACCGCGGCCGAUGCCGACGAAGGCACCAACGCUGACAUCCGCUACCGUCUGGAGGGAGGCGAUGGUAGCGGCAGCGGUGCUGGGGAUGGGGCCGGCAGCCUCCCCUUCGAGGUGGACCCYGAGAGCGGGGUGAUCCGCAUCCGUGAGCGCUUGGACUACGAGAUGCGGCAGCAGUACUCGCUGACCGUGCAGGCCAUGGACCGCGGGGUGCCGGCGCUGAGCGGCCGGGCCGAGGCCCUCAUCCGCCUGCUCGACGUCAACGACAACGAGCCCCGGGUSAAGUUCCGCUACUUCCCGGCCACCUCCCGCUUUGCCUCUGUGGAUGAGAACGCGGCCCCUGGCACGGUGGUGGCCCUGCUGACGGUGAGCGAUGCYGACUCUCCCGCGGCCAACGGGAACAUCUCGGUGUCGAUCCUGGCGGGGAACGAGCAGCGGCACUUCGAGGUGCACAGCAGUAAGGUACCCAACCUCAGCCUUAUCAAGGUGGCGGCCGCGCUGGACCGGGAGCGCAUCCCAUCCUAUAACCUUACCGUGGCAGUGGCCGAUAACUAYGGGGCCCCACCGCCACCUCCAGGCUCCCCCACUUCUGCCUUUUCCCCCGACGGAGCGGUGGCGGCUCCCGUGAGCCGCUCCUCGGUCGCCAGCYUGGUGAUCUUUGUGAAUGACAUCAACGACCACCCGCCCGUGUUCGGGCAGUCGGUGUACAGGGUGAACAUCAGCGAGGACGUGCCCCUGGGCAGUUAUGUUCGGGGCCUGAGUGCCACGGACCGUGAUUCGGGCCUCAACGCCAACCUCAAGUACAGCAUCGUGUCGGGCAACGAGCUGGGCUGGUUCCGCAUCAGCGAGCACAGCGGGCUGGUCACCACGGCCGGCCCCGAGGGUGGCACUGCCGGGCACAUGGCAGGCACAGCCAGUUCCAGCAGGCUGGACCGGGAGACCGCUUCUCAGGUGGUGCUCAACAUCAGUGCCCGUGAUCAGGGGGUACAGCCCAAAUUCUCCUACGCACAGCUGGUGGUCACCAUCCUGGAUGUCAAUGACAAYAAACCUCGCUUUGGUCAACCUGAGGGCUACCAGGUGUCCUUGGCUGAAAACUCCCCAUCAGGAACUGAGCUGCUGGUCCUGAGCGCCACUGAUGGGGACCUGGGGGACAAUGGGACUGUUCGUUUCUCCCUGCAGGAAGSUGAGCCAGCGCUGGCAGCAGUUGGCCCCGCUCCUGUGACCCUUCGYCAGAUGUUUCGCUUGGAUCCAGUUUCAGGCAAGCUCAGCACCAUCUCACAGCUGGACCGGGAGGAGCAGUCUCACUUUUCCCUGCAGGUCCUGGCCACUGAUUUGGGCUCUCCUCCCCUUUCUUCCAUAGCCCGAGUUAAUGUGACCAUCCUGGAUGUGAAUGACAAYAGCCCUGUGUUUUACCCCGUUCAAUAUUUUGCCCAUAUCCAAGAGAAUGAGCCAGCUGGAACCUAUGUGACCACAGUGUCUGCCACGGACCCUGACCUGGGACCCAAUGGGACAGUCAAGUACAGCAUCUCAGCUGGAGAUACCUCCAGGUUUCAGGUCCAUGGGCAAACAGGGGUCAUCACAACAAAAAUAGCCCUCGACAGGGAGGAGAAAACUGCCUACCAGUUGCAGAUCGUGGCCACUGAUGGUGGCCAUCUUCAGUCRCAGAACCAAGCCAUCGUCACCAUCACUGUCUUGGACACCCAGGACAACCCACCUGUUUUCAGCCAGGGCACGUACAGUUUUGUUGUCUUUGAAAAYGUUGCUCUGGGUUACCACGUGGGUACUGUUUAUGCCUCCACCAUGGACCUCAACACCAACAUCAGUUACCUCAUUACGACAGGUGACCAGAGGGGCAUGUUUGCCAUCAACAGGGCGACAGGGCAGAUCACCACAGCCAGUAUUAUUGACAGGGAGGAGCAAGCRUUUUACCAGCUGAAGGUGGUCGCUAGAGGUGGGGCGAUAACUGGUGAUGCCGUGGUCAAUAUAACUGUCAAAGAUUUAAAUGACAACUCCCCACACUUCGUGCACGUGGUGGAAAGUGUCAAUGUGGUUGAGAACUGGAAAGCUGGGCAUACUAUAUUCCAGGCCAAAGCUCUUGAUCCCGAUGAAGGUGUUAAUGGUGUGGUCCUUUACAGCCUUAAGCAAAACCCAAAGGGCUUGUUUUCAAUCAAUGAACAAACUGGUGCUAUAAGCUUAACGGGGCCACUAGACAUAAAUGCUGGCUCUUACCAGGUUGAAAUCCUGGCCUCGGAUAUGGGAGUGCCACAGCUGUCCUCCAACUUUAUCCUGACUGUCUCUGUCCAUGAUGUAAACGAUAACCCGCCUGUGUUCGACCAGCUUUCAUAUCAAGUCACUAUUUUGGAGUCAGAGCCUGURAAUUCCAGGUUCUUUAAAGUGCAGGCUUCUGACAAAGACUCCGGAGUGAACGGUGAAAUAGCUUACAGCAUAAUUGAAGGAAAUGCUGGGGAUGCCUUUGGCAUAUUCCCAGAUGGUCAGCUGUAUAUAAAAAGUGAACUGGACCGUGAACUUCAGGAAAGAUAUGUUUUGCUGGUUGUCGCUUCUGACAGAGCGGUAGAACCCCUCAAUGCUACUGUGAAUGUUACUGUGAUUCUGGAGGAUGUAAAUGAUAACAGGCCCCUGUUCAACAGUACCACCUACGUGUUUUAUUUUGAAGAGGAGCAGAGAGGAGGGUCCUAUGUAGGUAAAAUAAAUGCUGUAGAUAAAGACUUUGGGCCAAAUGGGGAGGUCAGGUAUUCGUUUGAGCAUAUGCAGCCAGAUUUUGAGCUGAACACAGUAACUGGGGAGAUCAGAAGCACUCAUCAGUUUGACAGAGAAGCUCUUAUGAGGCAGAGGGGAGCUGCAGUCUUUAGUCUCACAGUAAUAGCAACAGAUCAGGGGUUGCCAAAGCCUUUAAAGGAUCAGGCAACUGUACAGAUCUACAUGAAAGACAUCAAUGAUAAUGCCCCCAAAUUUUUGAAAGAUCUUUACCAAGCUACUAUAUCUGAAUUGGCAGCAAACCUGACACAGGUGCURAGAGUUUCUGCCUCAGAUGUUGAUGAAGGGGUUAAUGGGUUGAUUCACUACUCUGUAAUCAAGGGGAAUGAAGAAAAUCAGUUUGCAAUAGACAGCAGCACAGGCCAAGUGACCUUAGUAGGCAAGCUAGAUCAUGAGGCUACUGCAUCCUAUUCCCUUGUCAUCCAAGCCGUGGACUCUGGAGCUGUUUCCCUGAGCUCAACUUGCAUGUUGAGCAUUGAUGUAUUGGAUGAAAAUGACAACAGUCCUUCCUUCCCUAAAUCAACCUUGUUAGUGGAUGUCUUGGAAAACAUGAGGGUUGGUGAACUGGUGUCCUCCGUCACUGCCACCGAUUCUGAUUCAGGUGACAAUGCUGACCUCCACUAUAGCAUUACGGGGACAAACAAUCACGGGACCUUUAGCAUCAGUCCCAACACGGGGAGUAUUUUUCUYGCCAAGAAACUGGACUUUGAGACUCAAUCUCUGUAUAAGCUAAACAUAACGGCRAAAGACCAAGGCAGGCCCCCGCGGUCGUCUACGAUGUCAGUGGUGAUACACGUUAGGGAUUUCAAUGAUAACCCUCCUCAUUUUCCUCCGGGAGACAUCUUCAAGUCGAUUGUUGAGAACGUUCCUGUYGGCAGCUCGGUGAUUUCCGUGACUGCCCAGGAUCCAGAUGCGGAUAUUAACGGGCAGCUAACRUAUGCAAUCAUCCAGCAGAUGCCCAGGGGGAAUCACUUCCGGAUAGAUGAGGUGAGRGGGACCAUAUUUACCAACGCUGAGAUCGAUCGGGAGUUUGCCAAUCUCUUUGAGUUAAYGGUCAAAGCCACCGAUCAGGCCGUUCCUGUGGAGUCCAGGCGCUUUGCUCUCAAGAACGUGACCAUUCUGGUGACGGACCAAAAUGACAACGUCCCCGUGUUCGUGUCGCAAAACGCCCUCGCGGCCGACCCCUCGGUUGUGAUCGGUUCAAUCCUAACCACAAUUAUCGCUGCGGAUCCUGAUGAGGGUGCCAAUGGGGAGGUGGAAUAUGAGAUAGUCAAUGGAGACACCGAGACUUUCAUUGUGGAUCGYUACAGCGGAGAUUUAAGAGUGGCCUCGGCCUUGGUGCCUUCUCAGCUCAUGUACAAUCUCAUCGUUUCUGCCACCGACCUCGGCCCCGAGAGGAGAAAAUCCACCACUGAGAUGACYAUAAUUCUGCAAGGGGUCGAUGGGCCUGUUUUCACUCAGCCAAAGUACAUCACCAUCCUGAAAGAGGGCGAGCCCAUCGGGACAAACGUGAUAUCCCUGGAGGCRGCGAGCCCGCGGGGCUCCGAGGCUCAGGUGGAAUAUUACAUCGUGUCCGUUCGCUGCGAUGACCGGAGCCUGGGGCGCCUCUUCACCAUCGGGCGCCACACCGGGGUCAUCCAGACYGCUGCCAUUCUGGACAGGGAGCAGGGAGCACGGCUCUACUUGGUGGAUGUUUAUGCCAUUGAAAAGUCGUCUGUUUUGCCCCGCACGCAACGAGCAGAG
Malurus melanocephalus (red-backed fairy wren) is the source of this 5238-nucleotide messenger RNA. RefSeq names its product protocadherin Fat 4-like. The record is from RefSeq and is a predicted model, not a curated record. Gene Ontology annotation, cellular component: cell-cell junction; plasma membrane. Lineage: Eukaryota; Metazoa; Chordata; Aves; Passeriformes; Maluridae. The annotation marks the transcript as partial. Gene Ontology annotation, molecular function: calcium ion binding. The transcript has a single exon. Gene Ontology annotation, biological process: homophilic cell-cell adhesion.